Molecule: messenger RNA, 22103 nt
Organism: Anopheles coluzzii
Lineage: Eukaryota; Metazoa; Arthropoda; Insecta; Diptera; Culicidae
Exons: 18
Coding region: 796-21090 (6764 amino acids)
Biological process (GO): positive regulation of transcription by RNA polymerase II
Cellular component (GO): MLL3/4 complex; nucleus
Molecular function (GO): histone binding; histone H3K4 methyltransferase activity; transcription coactivator activity
Source: RefSeq, a predicted model, not a curated record
CACUAGCGCCACCGCUGUGCGGUAUCGUGAAACAGAAAAAGCUGCAAAAAAGUGUAAUCAGCUCGUGUUGUCAUCGGAGGCAUUUUUCCAGCCGAUUUUCGUGUGGAAAAAGCUUACUAGGCUGGUGAAAAACUAUGUAGCAGCGACGACGCGUACGGAGGCGACCCCCAAACCACAUGGGCCAGCCACCACCAGGAAAUGUGUGUAUAGUGUCGUUGUAAGCCAGCCGCCGCUGCCCGUCAGAAUUUGAAACGCAUGUAUUCAUGGAAAAGAAGGCGGAAAAAAACGUAACACGACUGGUAGCCUGGUAGCCUGGUGCCCGCGUCCUCCUCCCCCAUUCCCGAAAAAGAAGGAAACCCCGCGUGAGAGGAAAUGAUGAUUGAAAAGUGAACGUGUAUACGAGUAGAGCGAGCGAGAAAGAGAGAGAAAGAGAGCGAGAGAAAAGUACACGGAAACGGAAAGUUGCAAUAGAAGAAACCCGCGAAGAAGAAGUCAUAGCAUACCCGAAGCCCAAGAAGAGGAAGAAGAAGAAGCAAACGGACAUUUGCGUUAAUGUUUUUGUAUGUUGAUGUUUUUGAGUUGUGCUCUAAGAAUUGCAGUGAAAUAGUUUAGUUUUCAUCAUCCGCGUGCGCGUGUUUGUGUGUGUAUGUGUAUGUGUGUGCGUGCGUCGUCUGUCGGUGGCGCACAUGUGUUUGGGCCGUCGCCGCUUGUGCACGACGGGCCGCACCAGUAGUGCCGGGGAACGGAUCUACAAUCGCGCAGGGCGACGAACCGCCCCAUUAACCGGAAGUGAGCAUGGAUCCGGAACAAAUACUGCUCGACACCAACGACUUCGAGGAUGGUUCCGAUUACGGUGAUUACGAGUUCAUCCAGGACCAGGAUGCAUUGUCGUUGAAUGCGCCGCUCGAAGCAAUUUUGGACCCGGCGACCACCAUCUCGUGUCAAUCCUCGCCGACCGACGACUGUCUGCCGCAGAAUCUCGACGAGCCGCAGCAGCAGCAGCAGCAACCGCAACAGUCAGUUGAUGGUGGAGGCAGCAGCAGCAGCAACGGCAGCAAUAACCGAACGGAGGAGACGACUCCCCGCAGCAGCACAGCAGCAGCAGCGCCGAAGCCACAGCAUCAGAAGCUAACGAUCAAAACGAUCAUACUGAACGCGUCGUCCUCGUCCGCUGGAACCGGCACCGCUAGCGUAACGCUCAACAGUGGCACCGGCUCGUCCGCCUCCUCCUCGAACGCAUCGUCGCCGGCAUCGUCCUCGCCGUCGUCUGUGUCGUCACCGGCGGCGGCACACCCGCCGGUCGUGCGGUUCGGUCUCGGCGGUGGCAAACCAUCGGCCGCGGCCCUUCGCCGCGGUCCCGGGCGGCCGAAGAAAGAUUUCAUCCCGCUGCUGAAGAUGUCGUCCGGGGGUGGCACAAAUCCGGCCGGCAGCGGUCCCGCAGGCGGUUUCGGCAACAGCAGCAGCAGCACCACGAUGAUCAAGCUGAGCGGUGCUACGAUCGCGGCCGCUGCCUCACUGGCCGGCGGAAGCACGUCACCGUCCGCCGCGGAAAGCAAAGUUGUUAAAAGAUAUAAAAGUACUAAUGUUGUUCGUGGUGGUAUUCCUAAAAGGAAAAUGGAGAUGGCAAUGCACGACACUACCACCACCACCACCACCACCAUUCCCUCGAGUUCCAUCACGCCCGGUGCGCGGAGUCCGUCGUCGGGUGCGCCCGUGCCGCUAGCUUCACCGACCGCCGGGUUCGGCGGCUCACUGCUUGCUUCCCCGAGCGAUGAUGGCGGUGGCGCAGCCAGCACGGCCAACAGCUCCGUCGCGUCCACGCCGACCGGCGAGAUCGAGGCCGAUCCGGCCCUGCUCAUGCCCGCGCCGGACGAUAUGCCGUACUUUCCCGAGAAGUACCCGGGCAAGCAGUGCAUCCUGUGCAAUCUCGGCGAACGGAGCCAGCUCGGGCAGGGCGAAAUGUUGCGCAUCGAGAUGACGCUGGCCGCGGACCAGAUUGCGUCCGCACUGUCGCAGGAAGACAAAUCGCACAGCGGCACGAACGGGACCGAUGCGUUCGGCGACAAAAGUCCACGGGCGAACAGCUUGCUCGGGCCGCCCCAGCUCGGCAGCAGCAAGCGACAGAAAGGCUCCAACAAGUGCAAAAAUCCAAUACCAAAUGCCGAGUACACGGACGAGCUGGAAAAGAUCGGUCAUCUGGAGGUGCUGGAUAGCUCGAUUAGCGAUGGAGGCUACUUCUACGUCCACCGGUCCUGCGCGCUCUGGUCGUACGGGGUGGGGCGGGACCCGGUCAGCGGGACGCUAAGCAACCUGGAGCUGAUGGUGGUGCAGAGUCUCAGCCGACGGUGUCACUUUUGCACCCACUACGGUGCCAGCCUGUCGUGCAAGAUGUCUUGCCCCAAGUGGUACCACUUCCCGUGCGUAGCCGCGUCCGGCGGGUUCCAGGUCAUCCAGACGUACAACAUCUUCUGCAAGGAGCAUCUCGGACAAGUGCCUUUAGUGUGUGCGGAGGACAUCAACUGCCGGCAGUGUUCGGCGCUCGGCGACGUCGGCAACCUGGUGAUGUGCUCGAUCUGUGGCGACCACUACCACGGCACGUGCGUCGGGCUGGCCCAGCUGCCGGGCGUCCGGACCGGCUGGCAGUGCAACUCGUGCAAGAAGUGCCAAAUCUGCCGCGUACCGGACUCGUCCGAGGGCCGCUCGGUCGCGUGCGAGCUUUGCGACAAGAUCUACCACGCGAGCUGCCUGCGCCCGGUCAUGACGUCGAUACCGAAGAUCGGCUGGAAGUGCCGCUGCUGCCGGGUGUGCUCGGACUGUGGGGCGCGCACGCCCGGCGCCGGGGCUUCGUCGCGCUGGCACUCGCACUACACCGUGUGCGACUCGUGCUAUCAGCAGCGCAACAAGGGCUUCUCCUGCCCGAUCUGCCACCGGGCGUACCGGGCGGCGGCCCACCGCGAGAUGGUCAAGUGCAGCGUGUGCUACAAGUUCGUGCACAGCACGUGCGAUCCGGACGCGGAGCUGUCGGUGUACAAUGCGCGCAAGGAGGCGAACCCGGACUACGAGUAUCUGUGCAGCCCGUGCAAGACGGUCAUACACAGCGGGCGACUGGCGGCGGCCCUGCGCCGCACCAGCAGCGUGGACGAGGACGGCAUGUCGGGUUCGCAGGACAGCGCGAACGACGACGCGAUGGACGUGGACGGGCCGGAGGGGCGGGAAUCGGUGCGCGAUCGAUUGGAGCGCAGCGGGAGCGGCUCGUUGGAUGUCGGGCUCGGCAAGGGCAAACCGUACGUGGCGAGCAAGAUAGCGAAAAAGCGGCUCGGGCUGUCGCUGAGCGGUGGGCUGGCGGGGAGCCGGCCGAAAGGGCUCGGCAAGGGAUUCCAGAAAAAGUCCCGCCUGGCGGACAUUACGCGGAAGCGCGGCUCGAAGGCGAAGAUGCGCGGCAUCUUCGGUGUGCCCGGGCUGGGGCUGCAGCGGCCGACGGCGGACCAGGCGACGGCGGCGAAGGCCAGCGAGGAGGAGCCGGGCGGCGAGAACCGGCUGGUGCUGUGCUCGGCCAAGGACAAGUUCGUGCUGACGCAGGACAUUUGCGUGAUGUGCGGCGCGAUCGGGACGGACCAGGAGGGUUGUCUGAUCUCCUGCACCCAGUGCGGCCAGUGCUACCAUCCGUACUGCACGAACGUGAAGGUGACGAAGGUGAUCCUGCAGAAGGGCUGGCGCUGCCUGGACUGCACGAUAUGCGAGGGGUGCGGCCAGCGGCACGACGAGGCGCGGCUCAUACUGUGCGACGAUUGCGACAUCUCGUACCACACCUACUGCAUGGAUCCGCCGCUCGAGCAGGUGCCGCAGGGCACGUGGAAGUGCAAGUGGUGUGCGAUGUGCCUUAAGUGCGGCGCCAACAGUCCCGGGUUUAACUGCGCCUGGAUGAACGCGUACACCGAGUGUGGGCCGUGCGCGAGCCAGUCGAGCUGCCCGUCCUGCAGCGAGGGUUACGCGGAGGGCGAGCUGAUCAUCCAGUGCCACCAGUGCGAACGGUGGCUGCACUGUGGCUGCGACCAGAUCAAGACGGAGGCGGACGCGGAACGGUGCGCCGAGGAGGGCUACACGUGCGUCGGUUGCCGGCCGACCGAUCAGCCGCCGCCCCAUCUGGUGCCGAAGCGCAAAUCCUCCACCGCGACCGUGCCGGCGAUUGCGGCAGCAGCAGCAGCUUCGGCGCUCACGGCAAGCGCACUGGCGAAGCUGAGCGCCAAGCAGGAGGAACGGAUAGCGCCGCUCGCGCUGGAAGGCAACCACUACCUGGACGGCGUGUGCCUGAGCGAGCACGGCCUGCACCAGAUCAAGGCGCUGCAGGCCGAGUUCGGCAAGCGGGGAAAGCGCAAACCGAAGCUGCCGCCGGUCGAACCGCAGGCGGCCGAAAAGGAUGCGGGCAUACUGGCGGCGAUCGAGUCGGUGGUGGCGGGCAGCAGCCACGACAACUCGCUCGAGGAGAUGCGCCUCGAGCCGCUCGAUCCGCGCGAGGAGGCGGAAAUCUACAAGGACGGCAUGGUGUGGAACGAUCCAACGCCACCGGAAGGCUUCGCGCUGUUCACGACCGAAACGGGGACGGUGGUGCUGCGCAAGAAGCGGCAGCGCAACCUGCAAAAACUAGGCAUCGGUGGGUUCUUUGUGCGCAACCGGGGCAUCCGAACGAAGGACGGCAAGGACGACGAGGACCUGGUGGACGGGCUGGGCGAGGACGGGCGGGCAGAGGACGGGCAGCCCGGUGGUAGCAGCAACAAGCCAAAGAAGAAACCGAUCCGGCGCAAGCCGAAGAGCAAGCUGAUCGAGAUCUAUCCGAGCAUACUGCAGGACGCGUUCUUCGGGCGCACGCUGCUGGCCGCGAAUGCGCCACUGUUUGAGGCGCCGGCCAGCGACGAGGAGGCGAAGAGCGACGUGUCGGACGACAAGACGGUGAAGCUGUCGGCGGAGGAGCUGAAGCUGUUCGAGGCUGUGAAGAGCAAGGAGGAGGAAGUGGCCAGCGCGCAGGCGAAGGAGCAUUCCGACGCGCAGCCGGGGGUGGCCCCGUCGACCGCCAGCGCUGCGACCGCUGCUAGUCAGGUGGGUCCGUCGAUUAAGAGCCAGGCGGCGGGUGGGCAGCAGGGCGCCGCAGUGCCACAACAUCCGGGACAGCGAACAGCAACCGGCGGCGGCGGAACGUCCCAAUCGCAACCGGGCACACCGGGCAGCAGUGCCGCGCCGCCGCCGCCGUCGUCGGUUGCGCCUUCACCGGCAGCGGCAGCCGCCGCUAUGUCUUCCAGUGGGGCGAACAACGCGGCGGGCGGCUUUACCGCGAACGGUGGUCCCGCUCCCACCAAGAUGGAGGAGGAUGAGACCAGCGACACGGAGGGGCUGAACGAUGUGCUCGGCCUGCCGAACGACCUGAUCGAGGAGGACUUUGUGAGCCAAAUCAUGACCGAGGACGAGCUGAUCAAGCACUCCGCGGCCUUUGACGAGCUGGCGACCGACCCGGAGCUCACCGAUACGCUGGCCAAAUCGUCCAAGGACGAGCUGGUGGACAUGCUGAGCCCGCACUUUGAUCUCACCAACAUUGGCCAGAUGGACAGCAAGGUGGUGGAGGAGAUUUUCAAAACCGUCCUCACGGACGAAUCACAGGAAUCUCAGGAAUCGAUGCUUGCCAGCUCCAUGACGCCGUACACGUCCAACACGUCCACACCGUCGCACAGUGCCGACGUGACGAAGAAGGCGGUCAACACGCGCUACAUUGCCACGGCCGGACAAACGAUGGUGCAUCCACCGCAGCAACCACAGCCAAUGCAGCAGGAUCAACAGCAGCAGCAGCAGCAGCAACUUCAAUCACAGCAAGCGCAAAUGGUGGUGGGCACACAUCCACAAUCGCAACAGCAGCAGCAGCAACGCACGCUACAGUCGGUUGUGAUGCCGCAAACAAUGCAGAUGGCCAACCAGCAGGGAAUGCUCACGGACGCUCAGCAGUCACCGCUCGCCGCUGGUACCGUAAUGGGUGGGGUGGCAGUGAAUCAAUCACCUCAGCAGCAGCAACAGCAGAUGGGCAAUCCAAUGGCCAUAAUGCCCCAGCCACACAUGGCCGGCCAAACAGCCAUGGGUGGACAGAUGAUGCUGCAGCAGCAGCAACAGCCGGGUGUCGGAAUGAUGCAGACUGGCAUUAUGCAACCCUCGCCAUUAGGCCCGAACCAAGCAAUGCAACAGCAGCAGCAGCAGCAGCAACCCAACGCGACAUUCCCUAUGAUGCCGGUGCAGCAGCAGCAACAGCAAACGCAACAGCAGCAGCAACUGUCGCUCCCAGUUGGCGGUCCAGUGGUUGAUGCCAACCAGCAGCAACUAUCUCGAGGGUACUUUUCAAAUGACUUCCUUUCCAGCAGCGCAAUGAUGGGCGGAUACCAGGAUCCUAGUCAAAAUCAAUCCCCGGGAACGAUUGGGGUGGUGCAAGCGCCAAUGCAGCAACCCGGCCAACAGUGGGGUACGCCUCAAAGCGUACCAGCGCUCCCGGGCGGUCCUACGCCGAUGGAUACUACUCCCGCACCGACCACCGACAACCUGGCCGGUGGCGCUUCGGUCGUUGCUGCCGCCGGCACUGGUACGGGCGUGAUGGUCGGUGCGCUGGAUGAAACGAACGUGAAGAGCGCCCAGAAGCUGUCGGAAAAAAUGCGCAAGGACGAAAUGCUGGGCGAUAUGGCGACGAUUUCGUCGGUGCUGUACUGCAACAUGAGCCAUCCGGAGCUGAAGACGGAGUACCCGAACUGGAACGACCGCUGGAAGCAGAUCAGCAAACGGUGGCGGCUGCUCUCGAACGAGGAAAAGCAACCGUUCCUGCAGCAGGCCCGCGACAACCGGUCCGCCAGCAAGAUGAAGAAAACGCAGCAGGUACCACAAUUAUCACCCAAAGAUGGCAACAGCAAUAGUUCUGGUACGAUGAACAUUGUUGGCCCAUCGUCUGCAUCUUCCCCCUCUUGUUCCUCAUCAUCGAACAUAUCGGGCUCGCUUGCCACGGAGUCGGGUUCGCUCCUAAUCGGUGCGGACCAGCAAACGGUGGUCACGGCCGGUGGGUUAGUGCAGCAACAGCACCAGCUCAACAUUCAUCAGCAUCAUCACCAGCAGCAGCAGCCUCAUCAACCGAUGCAGCAGCAGCAGCAGCAGCAGACGGCAUCCCUCGGACAGCAGAUGCAGCAGAUGCUGCACAGCAGCGCGCCGCUACAGCAACACCAGUCCCAACUACUUGAGGAUCAGGAUAAAAUAAAUGCGCAGCAAAAAAGUAUGCGCGAAGCGGAACAGGAACGCCAGUGGAAGCAGCUGCAGCAGCAGCGCGCCCGAGAGCAACAAUCGCAACAGCAUUUGCUGCUGCCGGAGCAAAGGAUGCAAGAUCCAACGAUGCAACUGCAGGUGGCAACCGACAUUGGUUCCGGUGGGGUAGGGCCGAUGGCAAGUCCGUCCCCCAACUCGCGCGGACCAUUCGUGUCACCGGUCAGCAAGGGUCGCAUGGCACCGUCCGUUGGCCCGAUGGGCGUCGGUAUGAACGCUCCCUCGAGUCCGGUUGCGGGCAACUUCCAGCACCCGCUGGGUAUGCCAUCGCGCGGGCUGCCAAUGCAGCAGCAGCGCCAGAUGCAGGGCCAGGUCGUCGGUGCCGGUGGCCCAACGGUGCGCAUGCCGCUCAGCCCCUUCUCGCCGCAGUCGCAGCAACCGCAGUCGCCGCACGACAUCCUGCCCGAGUCGCCGGCCAGUCAGCACUCCGGCAUGGAUCCGUUCGUUCGCCCACCGUCCGAGGGGAUGGCGGACACGUACGCCGUGCACCAUUCCCCGCAGACGCCCCGUUCGCUCGGCCAUCAAAGCCCGGUGGCGGCGGCCAACCGUAGCCCGGCCUACCCCGGGCCGCAGAUGGCGAACGCGAACGCGCCCGGUGGCGGGAUGCGCAUCAACACGAUGGAUUCGGGCUAUCCGGGAGGGGCACCGGGCACACCAAGGCCACAGUUUUCCACCGGCACGUCCAGACCGACGGUUUACGCACGGCCGGGCGAUCUGUACAAUCUCAUGCAGAACUCACCGUUCGCUUCGCCCCGCUCGGAAGGGUUUGCGCAAUCGCCCCAGGAAGGUAACCGGCAGCUGCGUGACCUGCUGCAGCGUCAGCAGCUUCCGGCGCCUAACAAUCCCGUGGGCGGAUCCGCGGGUGUUGGUGGGGGUGGCGUUGUGGCCGGCGCUGGAUUAAUGCAGCCGAAUUCCGCUCAACAGUCGCCGGUCCAGUCCGUACAAUCGCCCGGUGGAUUUAUGGUGGACGAGCAACAGCAGCAACAGCAGCAACAGCAGCAGCAGCUACAGUUGCAACAACAGCAGCAACAGAUGCAGCAACAGCAACAACAACAGCAACAGGUACAACAGCAACAAUCAACACAAAUGCAACAACAGCAACAAGCACAGCUGCAACAGCAACAGCAGCAGCAGCAAACGGGAAUGAUGCAACCUCAAGGCACUGUGAUGCCCUCGAGCCCUACCGAUAUGGGAACGUUCCGGCAGCCCCUGCCACCGAACAUGAUGGCCCGUCCGCGCAUGCCUGGCACAAUGAUACGCCCGUCCGGCAACAUCGUGCUGGGAGCGAACAAUCAAAUACUGGUGCGGCAACAGAUCGUCCGUACUGCCGGUGCGAAUCAGAUGGUAAUUACACAGCAAGGCAUGAUACAGCAGCAGCAGCAGCAGCAACACGGCCAGCAGGGCGGUCAAAUACUGCGCCAGCGGAUGCAGCUUGGCGGGCAGCCCGGAGCCAACGCUCCAGAUGGUACGCAGUUCGUGGCGCUCAAUGGGCAGUUAAUGCAUUCCCAGCAGCAGCAGCAGCAACAGCAGCAGCAACAACAGCUCAUGAAUCAACAGCAAGUAUUAACCUCCUCGCAGACCGAUCAGCAAAACAUAGCACUGCUUGCCCAGCGGCUUGCGGGUGAAGGCGAGGCGCACGUACCUUCGCAAAAUAACAUUGCCCGAGGAGGACCACAAACAGCCCAGCAGCAGCAGCAGCAACAAACUGCUGCGCCCGGCAGUGGCCAACAACCGGACGGAUCGUCCGAGAUCCCGGACAGCGUGAGUGCGGAGUUGGAAAAGCUGGAGCAAGAAGAUAACACCGGCAUGGGUGAGGUGGAAGGUGUGGGCGAUCUUCUGGGCGAGCUGGACGAUGAUGAUGCGGAGCUGCUCGAUUCACUGACGGCCGAGAUGGGCGAUCACUUUAACAUCCUCGAGUAUGCUGAUCCUGAGCUGGAUACGACCGACGGCGAAAAGUCCAACCUGCUCGACAGCCUCGAGCUGGACGAUGAGGCGAAGGACGGGGAUGCAAAAACGCGACAGAAGCAAGGCGGCGAAAACGUCGAUCCCAGUGCGUUUGAGAAGAUGGAUGAUGCAAACAAGCAGCAGCAGCAGCAGCAGCAGCAGCAGCAGCAGGUUGGACCGGGUGGCACGAUCGCCGCCAGAAAUGUGGCCGGUCCAACUGGUAUUAUGCAGCAGCAUCUUACCGGUGCGGGUGGAGCCACAGCGGUACAGAAUACGAUGCAAAGCAAUUUUGCCACCGCACAAGGUCAAAUGAUGCAACAACAGCAGAACCAACAGAUGCAGCCGCAACAGCAGUUUGGACAGCAGCAAAUGCAAAUGUCGUCCGUUGCCGGUGGACAGCAGAAGCUGAUGGCGGGCAAUCAGAUAAGAAUGGUGCGACCAAAUCUUAUGGGACAACCGUCGAUGCAGCAAAUGCAGCAGCAACAGCUUCAACAAGGUGUAGUCGUCGGACAAAACACAAUGGUGGCUGGGCCUCGAAUGAUGGCAGCGGAUGGAACAGUGGGAGUGGCUGGAACGUCCACCAUGAAGGCAGGCUUCAUCAAUCAGCAACGCAUGCAGCAGCUCAAACAGCUCGGACCCAAUGGUGGUGGCGGGAUGGUGCAGAACAUCAUUCCUGCCGGGCAACCGCAAACCCGAAUGGUACAGCAAAUGGGACCGGGUCAGCGAAUCUUACAAACGCCACUACAGCAAGUGCAGCAGCAGCUUGUCCCAGGGAUGGGCAAUCAACCACAGAUGGCAAUGCAACAGCAGCAGCAACAACAGCAGCAACUGCAAGUGCAGCAGCAGCAGCAGCAGCAAGGGAUGCAGCAGCAGCAGCCGCAGCAACAGCAGCAACAAAACGUGCCGGCCGCUGUGGGGCAACCACCGCCACCGCCCUAUCCCGAGCCACCGCCACCGUAUCCGGGCAGCCAAGCCGGUGGCAAUCCAAUGCAGGAGCAGCGCUUACUGCUGGAGGACAUGGUGGAGCAGGAGAAGCGUGAGCAAGCUAACCAGCUGCAACAGGUCGGUGAUAUGCCACCGAAUCAGAUCAUGAUGAACGACCAGGGUUACGAACAGAUGUUGAACAACCCGCAGCAGGGUGUCGGCGGCCGCCUUGCACAGCAGCAAACGGGAAUGGUGACCGCACAGCACAGCCAAACGCAGCAGCUGCAAUCGCCCGUUAUGCAUCAGCAGCUGCAAAUGCAAUCACCAAACAAUGGUCAGUUUAUGAUACAACAGCAGCAGCAGCAGCAGCCAAGAAUGGCUCCGCAAUGGCGCCAACAAGCACCGGGAGGCGUCAAUGUAAUGGGACAGCAGCAGCAACAACAACAACAACAACAACAACAACAACAACAACCACAACUACAACAGCAAGGCCAGAUGGUUGGUGGAGGAUUGAUCAAUCAAAUACCAAAAAAUACGAUGGUUGCCAUGACGACACCCGCACCAACGGCCGCCGGCUCACCGCAGACCGCCGAUCCGUCCGGCAGCAAAACGAUCCCGCUCUUCCAGGCGAACCUGCAGCCGCAACCGCCACAGCCACCGGAAACGAUCGCCACCGAGCAGGAUCGGCUGCUGCAGAUCAACUACGAGAACUGGCUGAACCAGCAAAACACCGUCCUGUCCAACCAGCUGAAGUACUACGAGACGGAAAUCGUGAAGCUGCGCAAGGUGAAGAAGCAGCUCAACACGAAACAGCGCCACCUGCGCAAGCAGGGCAACGAGCUGACGGAGAACGACGCGAAGGAGCUGCAAAAGAUCACGGCCGACCAUACGGUCAUCCAGAAGCAGCUCGAGAACGCACGGCGCCAGCAGCGCCAGCACUCGGUGAUACUGCAGGAGUACAAAACGAAGCACCAGUCGGGCAAGCCGGCGUCGUCCGGCGCGUCCACACCGGUCGGUGCGCCCGGCAGUUCGCCGGCCCAGUCGCUGAUAGCGCCGCCGUCACCGCUGAUGUCGCCGUCGCCCAGCUCGCAGCCGGGCUCGCUGUACCAGCCGACGGUGCAGUCGCCGCUGAGCAAUCUCAUCCUGCAGCCGAACCAAAGCCCGCUGCACUCGCCCAGCCCGCUGCUGUCGCACAGCCCGGGCCCGGCCAGCGUGAACUCGUCCGUGCUGCAGAGCCCGGGCGGCAACCAUACCAACUCGAACAGCGCUAUGUCGCCGUACAGCACGAUGCAACCGUCACCCCGCAUCGGUACGCCCCACUCGCAGAUCGAUGAAAACCCGUUCAGCCCCGGGCCGGGCGGUGGCCCGUCGCCUUCGCCUUCCCUGCCCGGCCGGCUGACGUCACCGGCGCCGCGCAUGACCUCGCCCCAGCAUCGAAUGGCGGGCCAGCAGAUGGUGGUCGGUGGGCCGAACCGCAUGGUCCCCAGCCCGGGCAAUCAGUUCAACCAGCAGCAGGGCAUGAUGAUGCAAAACACAAUGAUGAGCUCGCAGCUGCCACAGCAACAGCAAAUCCAGCAGCAGCAGCAGCAGCAUCAGCAGCAACAACAGCAGCAAACACGCUUUGUGCGGCCUCAAACCAUACCGAAUGAUCCCAAUAUUCGAAUGCGAGUUGCAAACAGCAUACAAAUGCAACAGCAACAGCAGCAGCAGCAACAGCAGCAACAAAUGAUGGCUCAAAAUCCCAACCUUCGCCAGAUGCAGCCGGGAGCGGUCGGGGCGGGCUACAACUCGCCACUCGGCAGUCCGCAGCCCAUCAUGUCACCCGGGGGCAAUAUGAACCAACAGCAGCAGCAGCAGCAGCAGCAGCAGCAACAACAGCCGAUGCAACAGUCGCAGCAAGCGAUGGAUCCACGCACGAUGCAGCUGCUCCAGCAGCAGCAGCGCAUGCAGCAAAUUCAACAACAGCGCCAACAGCAGAUGAUGCAUCAGCAACAACAACAACAGUCACCACAGCAUGGCGGUGUACAAGCGGGCACAAUGAUGCAACAAUCCAAUCAGCAACAACAGAUGCAAAUGAUGCAGCAGCAGCAGCAGCAGCAACAACAGCAAAUGCAGAUGCAGCAACAAAUGCAGCAACAGCAGCAACAGCAGAUGAAUUACGCCAAGCAAAGUCCGAUACAUCAGCAGCCACCGUCACCGCUGUUAAGCCAUGGCGGGGGCAAUACGCCCACCUCUUCCCCGAUGCCUCAAAGCCCGAUGAUGUACUACAGCCAACAACAACAACCUCAACAGCAGCAGCAGCAGCAGCAACAACAGCAAGGUCAGCAAAUGCAGCAACAGCUAAUGCGUCAGCAAUCGAUGUCGACCGGAGAAAGCUAUCCAAAUGCAUCGGUCGGCGGCGGCGGUGGUGGUGGUGGUGGUAUGAACCACCCAUCGAACCCAAUACCGCUGCCGUUCGGGAAGUUUGGCUACAUCAAGCUCGGUCUUCGCGGCGGUUCGCCAAUGUGGGGUAAUGCGCGGGGCAACAAGCGCGCCAAUCCCGUCGCCCAGUUCCAACAGCAGCAGCUCCAAAAGCAGCAGCAGCUGCAGAAACAGCAGCAGCAGCAGCAGCAACAGUCGGCCGGCGGUAGCAGCGCCACAGCUGGAACAUCGGCGGGCACAACCCGCACACCACCACAAUCGGCACUCGCCAUGGAGGUGAGAAAGCAAACCAUCAACACGGCCGGCACGACGACGCUGGUGCCGCACCGGAAUCGCAUCACGAUCGUGCAGAAACCGGCCGGCGGUAUUACGACGACGACGACGACGCUGAACACGGUAGGCGUCACCAUCAAGCCGGUGGGCGGUGGAACGGAGCCAGCGACAGCGAACAGUAGCGGCGCCAGUGGUAGCGGCACCGUUGAAGAGAUCGUCGUAAUCGACAGCAGCCCCGACGAGAAGCAGCAGCGGCUGCUCGAUUACGAUGAUGACAACGAUAAGGCGCUGGUCGGCACGGAGGUGUCUCUGAACUCGGUCGCCCAGCACGGUGUCGACGGGGAUGAAGCGAUCAUGGAGUCGUUCGGUAGUGGAACACCAGCCGGGUACGAUAUCGUGGGGAGUCCGCUCGAUUCGCAGAUAGCGGCCGGCGAGUACAAUCUCUUCUCGGACGAUGUGGUCGAGUGUGUGGACAGCGAGGAUGGCGGUGUGGCGGCGGGCGGAGCGAAGAAGGACGCCCGUACGGUUGCGGUUGAGCUGCUGCUGGAUGCGGACAGCAGCGCCAAGGACAAACCGUUGCUCGGCAGCUCGGAGAUUGAGAUCGUGGAAAGCAUUGACGAGAGCAGCAUCGGCACGACGGCGGAAGAUUUCGAGGCCAUGAUUGACAGUCGGCCCAAGACGGCCACACCACCGACGGUCGCGGCGGAUGGUGCGCCAAGUGCGGCGAAGACCGAACCGACCGUCACCGUUACCAGGAAGGAGGAAAAGGUGGUGGAAAAAGUGGCCACUCCUAAGAAAGAGGUAACGCUGGUCACGGUGCAUCAGCAGCAGCAGCAGCAGCAGCAAAGUCCGAAGCCAAUCUCGUACCCAACGGCCCGCAUUGCCAUCCAGCAGUCGUUGAUGCAGAACCGACCGAUCGUUUCCGCCGCCCACCAGCGGCUGGUGAAGGAUGCGACGGAAUCGACCGCCAAGCUGUCGAUCGGCAACACCACCAUCUCGGUGCCGAUACUGAAAAGCUUCCCCAUGACGGCGACACCGUCGAAAGCGGCCGGCACGGAACAGAACGCGGCCAGCAAGGCGGCAACGCUUGCGACCCAUUCGAAGAAACUGAUCAACACGUCGGGCGGGCUUUCGAUCAGCAACAUUUCGAAGAACCCGGCCGGCGGGACGGUGAUCGCGGUGGGAGGGCAGAAAAUUAACACCACCAGCAUCGUCACGCUGUCCUCGCUCAACCUCAACCAAUCGUCCCCGUUCAUAACGAAAACGUUCGCGCGGCAUGGCGGUGGCCUCACGAUACAGCAGCAAAAGCAACUGUCCGUCGGUUCGCAGAUCAAAAUUCAGCAGGCUGGUUCCGUUGUGCUGCAGCAACAACAGCAACAACAACAAUCUGCACAACCAACAGCAACCAGUUCCGGUGCAAAUGCGAGCCAACCCGGGCCGGCUGCGGCCGCCGGGACGAGUGUAACGUUCGGUGUGGUGCAAAGCACGGCGCAGCAAUCGCAACCACCGAUCGAGGCGAUCGUGGUGAAAGCGUCGCCGAAACCGAAGGUGGCCUCUACGUCGAGCCUCAGCUACGCGAAGCUAUCGUCGCUUACCGUCACGCAGGACACGUCGCUGCCGACGAAGAUCUUCGAGGAUGAUUCCAUCUCCCCGGACAGUUCGAUCAGUCAGGAAGAUGCGGAGCAGCCAGCGCUAGAUAAAUCGGACCUCGCCGGACCGGCGGAGGAAGCUGCUGCUCCCAAAACCACGUCCACCGAAACGCCGGGAGGUCAGGAUACGCCUGCCACGACGGCGGAAACGACCCAACAGCCCGACGGCCAAACCGUUAAGGGCAAGCAGAACAUCAUUCCGGUGCACGUGAUAGCAAAGUCGCGGGAAAACUCGCGCAGCCCCAUACUGACGGGUGCGGGCGGGCAACGGAUCGUCUCCUCCAUGCCACAGCUUUCGCCCCUCUCACAGCCGAACGAGCUGACGCUGAACGCUAUGAACGUGUCGCAGCAGGUACGCUCCAUCAUGUCCUCCAUCAGCGUUUCGAACGCGGCGAGCGUGGCGGGCAGCAGUAGUGCCGGCGGCGGUGGUACGCCGAGCGUCGUGCUGUCGAUGGCCCCGUCGACGACGACGGCGGCCGGCACGACGAGCGUCGCGUCCAGCGUGGCAGCGAGCAACAUAUCCACCAUCACGUUCGACACGAUCCUUCCCUCCAAGGGCGACAACAUGAGCAAGACGGAAACGAUUGCCAGCAUCCUGAAGACGGUGUCGGGCAAAACGAUCCUCCCGGCGGCGGCGAUCGCCAGCAACUCCAAUCUGGUCAAAGCGUCCGAGCAGCAGAGCGGCAGCCCGUCGCUCACGUCCACCACCAUCACGCAGAUACCGGCCACGAAGCUGAUCACGCAGCAGCUGCAGCUGAGCCGGCUGCCGGGGCAAACGAUCGGCAGUGGCAACAGCAACUUCCUGGUGGUGAAGCAGCUACGAACACCGAACAAGCAGACCGGGCAGAACCACAUGCAGAAGCAGCUGGUCGUGCUGACCCAGCAGGGCCAGGGCGGACAGCAGAUCAAGCUGCAGACGCACCAAACGCAGCAGCUCGCGGCUGGCAACAGCGUCAUCAUACAGAGCCAGCCGGGCAGCAGCGGGGGAGCGACCGGGAGCUUUAUGAAAAUAUCCACCACACCCACGAUCGUGUCGACGGCAGCGGGUGGUGGUGAUACGGCGAGCAGCAAAUCCGUCACCACCACGGUCGAUACGACCAGUGCCAGCGGGAUUGCGACAAUCCUGAGCAACGCAAACGCUCAGCAGCAGCAGCAGCAAAAAACACUCACCACAUCACAGCAACCAGCGGCGCAGCUGCAGAGCUCGUCGCCGCAGCAAAUCAUCUGCACCAACCAGGCGACGGGCCAGACGCGAAUACUCAACCUCGGCACGGUGGUGGCGGCGGCUGCGGCAGCGUCCGGUGACGGAACGUCCGCGAACGCCGCCAACCCGCCGACCAAGUCCAUCGUGAUGAGCACGUCGCGUGCCGCCACCAUCACGAGCAUCAACGUGACGUCCACGACGGCCACACCGGUCGCCAGCAUCCUCAGUGCCACGCUGUCGCAGCCGCUGAUCAAAACCAGCUCCCACAUGCCAUCCUCCAUCACGACGCUGCUCCAGAGCCAGCUGCAAAGUGCGGCCUCGUUCCGGCGCUCCAAGUCCACCGAUGAGGCGCCCGCGCACGGACACGGGCGCGAAACGGCCUCGCAAAUACUGAGCAAGCGGCUCAGCCUGGAGUCGACCAAUGUCGUGAAAAGCGAACCGGUCGACAGCGCGUCGGACGAUGCGAGCGUUAGCAGCUCCACUGCUCAGGCUGCCAGCAGCACGUCAGCCACCGCUGGUGGCAACCAGCCGAAGCCGGACACACCGGCUGCGGCGGCAACCGCGGGAAGUGGAUGCAAAUUCUCAACCAUGCCGUCCGCCGGCACGGUCACAAAGUCGGAAGACUCGCAGAACGUGCUGCUCAAGCAGCUGCUGCAGAACAGUGGCAGCUCUAGCGCGUCGUCCGUAUCGUCGCCGGCCCCGUCGCCCAUCGGUCGGGCCGUGCCGAGUCUCAUAACGAGCCAGCGGGCACCGAGCCUGGGUGUGGUGAGCUCGCUCGAAGCGCAGCUCGCCCGGCCAGUGAUUCCACCGUCCGCCAAUCCACCCGCCAUCCAGCUCAUUAGCAGCCAGCCGAUACCGGCGAUUGCGGCGUCGAUCAGCUCCAUAUCGUCGUCCACCGUCUCCUCGGCAGCAGCUGCUUCCACGCCGUCUGCAGCGUUAAUGAGCGUGUCGUCUGGAACUAGCAUCGGCAGCAGCACCACCACCACGUCAGUUACGACGGCGUCGGCAAGCAACAGUACCAGCAGCAGCAGUACAGCGGAAGCAGCGAAAACGAAGCUUAUCUCGCGGGAAACGUCUUUCGUGUCGAAGCCACCCGGCAUAUCGUCGAGCCAUCCGACACCGAAUCUGGCGGCCAACAUGCUUGCCGCCAGUAUGAAGAAGGAGGAGAUGCUACAGGCAGCCGCGGCGGCAGCAGCUACCACCAUCACCACAACCACCACCACGUCCGGUGCGACCGUUGGUCAGGGAACGGUUAAGCUCGAUUCCGGAACAAUUACGGUCACACAGCUUCAAGCAUCACAACCGACAGUCACUACGGCGGCUGCCUCGCAACAGCUCCAAACGACGGUGACGGCCACCAAAUCUGCUAUGCCACCACAACAACAGCAAGUAAAUUCGCUACAAUUUUCCCAACAAAACAACCAACUGCAGUCGAAAACGCUGCCAAACGCUGCCACUGUCGUGGGCUCUGUUGGCGAGACGAACGUAACCAUCGUCAAGCGUGAUGCCGUGACGCAGCAGACAGUGUCAAGCGUCACAACAGUGCUGCCAGCGUCCACCAGCGUGACGGUGACGGCCAAAAGUGGUCCACCUGAGGAGUCGAUGAAACGCUUUGCGCCGAGUCCGGUGCAGCAGCAGAUUGGAGACACAACGAUAGUGCGAACUCCUACACCGACGCCCUCGCCGGGUCCGAUGCAACAGCCCUCGAGGCCACCGUCUGCUGCACCCCGAUCGGAAACGCCCGUUGACAUAAAAAAAGAGCCGGAACAAUCACUGAACAGUGGCUCUGCUUCUGUGGCCUCUGCCACGACCACCACCUCCACCGUGUCAGGCACAACCACACCGAUAAUGUCAUCACCAGUCGCCCCAAUGGGUCCUCCGGCAACAACAGCAGUGACACCUUCGCCCGCUGCGGCUCAAACGACGCCAACCGCGUUGAAAUCUCCUCUACCACCCGGAAGUGUGGAAUCCACGACGACCAUCACCGGUUCUCCUGCCAUCACGAAAGUGGAAGCCAGUAGUGGUGGCCCCUCGCCGGUAAGCACAGUGCCCACCGCCACCGCCAUCAAAGAGGAACCGACGGAACCUCUCACAGCCGAGCAGGCGGCCAAGCGGGCGGCCGAGCUGGCGCUCGAGCUGAAGAAAAAGAAGCGCCGCGAGUACCAGAAAAACCGGCGCCAGAUGCAGAUCCAGUCGAACAAGGACAACGCGCACAGCCAGGCGAAGAAGAAGCCGAAAAAGUCGGUCAAGAUCGAGGAGGACUACGACACGUGCAUCGACAACCUGAUGGGCCAGCUGCGCCAGCUGCCCCAGAUGCAGAUCCUCGAGCCGCAGCUGCCCCGCAACUACGGCGUCUGCUCCGUGUUCGGCACCGGCGACCUGUCCAAGUUUACCAACCUGAAAGGGUACUCGAUCGCGACCGGCGACCUGACCGGGCGGUACGGCGACGCCCAGAUACCCUCGAUAGCGGACUUUUACAACACGAAACCGUUCGGCGUGAAGGAUCCGCCGCCCGAGCCGACGCCCGUCUCGGUGCACCGCGGCUUCUACGACCAGGAGUUUGCGCCGAUCAAGUUCGAGACGGAGGACCGGCAGCGGUACGAGUUUGUGCGCGACCGGGACCUCGAUUCGCCCGACACGAUCAUCAGCACGUCCAGCCCGGAGUGCUUGCGGUGGGACUCGCCGGUCAGCUUUCCGGGCCUGCGGCUGAUCAAGGAGGAGCCGGCCGAGGACGAGCAGACGGCCGUGUACAGGCAGAUGUCGCCGGUCAUCCCGAUACUGGCGCCAAUUCCGAUCCGGCUGCGCAAGGGCAUCACCCUGUCGGCGGAUUCGACUGGUCGGCCGCAGCAAGGAGCGAACGUCGCCGGCAGCAACAAGGAGAACGAAGGGUUCCGGGAGACGGCGGGCGUCAAGUCGCGGUUUGGGCCGCCCACCCCGCUCAAGGACACGAGCAAUGUGACGGUCACGCUGACGCUGACCUCCUCGGCGGUGGACGACAUUUUCGGCGUGCUGCGCGAUUUGGCCAACAUGCUGGAGAUACCGCCGCCGACCACGUACCAGAUAGUGGAGCGUACGGUGUCGCCCACCAGCCAAAAGCUGGGCCUGUACCGGACGAAGGGCCGGGACGGGAAGGAGGGCGCCCCGAUCGACAUCCAGACCAUCCUGAACGGAUCGGCCCGGUUCUGCCGGCACUGCGACGUGGUCAUACUGAGCAACAUCAUCAUCGCGAACGCGUCCGAGUUCCCGCUGCUGGCGGCGAACGGUGACGUCGGCGGCCAGGCCGAGCUCGAGUCGGAGGAGCUGUACUUCUGCGGGGAGCAGUGCUACCGACAGUUCCGCUGCUGCCCGACCAGCAUACUGGACGAGGCUGGGGACAGUAGCGCCGGUGCUGCAGCACUGGCCACUGGCGAAGGUACGGCAGCGCUCAGUCACAAACCGGACACAGGUGCGCCGAACGUCGAUGUGGCAGCCGUGUCCGGUGCGGUGGAAAUCAAGCAGGAAGUACUGGAGGACGUAGAAAUGGAAGAUGUCACGGCCGGCAACAGCUCCACCGGCAGCGUUAAGGACGCACCGGGCAGCGGCGAGCGCAAGAAGAAGCACCCGGACGAUGGCAUGGAGGUGGAUGUGCUUGCGGGCGCACCACCCACCAAACAGAUGAAGGGCGUUCGGUACAAGGUGUACACACCGAACUGCUUCGGCGUGCAGCGGUUCAAGAAGCCGAGCGAGAAGGAAAUCACCGAAACGCUGUUCCGCAUGAGCAUCACGGUGGCCCCGACGCCCAAAAUGCCGGACGAUACGCGGCGCUGCAUCUUCUGCCACACGGUGGGCGACGGGGUCGCGGACGGACCGUCCCGGCUGCUCAACUACGACGUCGACAAGUGGGUGCACCUGAACUGUGCGCUCUGGUCGGACGGGGUGUACGAGACGGUGAACGGUGCGCUGAUGAACCUGGAGAAUGCGCUCCAGCAAAGCCUCACGUCGGUGUGCGCCUUCUGCAGCACGCUGGGCGCGACGGUGAAGUGCUUCAAGACGCGCUGCGCCAACGUGUACCAUCUGAGCUGCGCGAUGAAGGAUAGCUGCGUGUUCUACAAGAACAAAACCACCAUGUGCCAGACGCACGCGCCCAAGACGGAGAAGGACUCGGAGCUGACGACGCUGAGCGUGCAGCGCCGGGUGUACGUCGACCGGGACGAAAGCCGCCAGGUCGCGUCGGUGAUGCACCAUUCCGAGUCGAACAAUCUGCUGCGGGUGGGCAGCCUGAUCUUCCUCAACGUGGGGCAGCUGCUGCCGCACCAGCUGCAGAGCUUCCACACGCCGAACUACAUCUAUCCGAUCGGCUACAAAAUUAUUCGCUUCUACUGGUCCAUGCGCCGUCCGAACAAGCGCUGCCGGUACAUCUGCUCGAUCGCGGACGUGUGCGGCCGGCCCGAGUUCCGCGUGCUGGUGCAGGAGACGGCCGAGGAGGACAUCGAGCUGCGCGACGCAACGCCGAAAGCCGUCUGGCAGCGGAUCCUCGAGCCGAUGGCACAGCUGCGCAAGAGCUGCCAGAUCGUGCAGCUCUUCCCGAAGUACAUCUCGGGCGAGGAUCUGUUCGGGCUGACCGAGCCCGCGGUCGUGCGCAUCCUGGAGAGCCUGCCCGGCAUCGAAACGCUCACCGACUACCGGUUCAAGUAUGGGCGCAACCCACUGCUCGAACUGCCGCUCGCCAUCAAUCCGUCCGGUGCGGCCCGCACCGAGCCGAAGCUGAAGCACACACUGUCGUGGAAGAAACCGCACACGCAGCGGACCGGAUCGGUCAGCCAGCGGCCCACGUUCGUGCCGACCAGCUCGCCGGCCGGCGAGGUGGCCUGCCCGUACAGCAAGCAGUUCGUGCACUCGAAGAGCUCGCAGUACAAGAAGAUGAAGCAGGAGUGGCGCAACAACGUGUUCCUGGCGCGCUCCAAGAUCCAGGGCCUGGGCCUGUACGCGGCGCGCGAUCUCGAGAAGCACACGAUGGUGAUCGAGUACAUCGGCGAGGUGAUACGCACCGAGGUGUCCGAACUGCGCGAGAAGCAGUACGAGGCGAGGAACCGUGGUAUCUACAUGUUCCGGCUGGACGAGGAGCGGGUGGUGGACGCGACGCUGAGCGGUGGGCUCGCCCGAUACAUCAACCACUCGUGCAACCCGAACUGCGUGACGGAGAUCGUCGAGGUGGACCGGGAGCUGCGCAUCAUCAUCUUCGCCAAGCGGCGCAUCAACCGCGGCGAGGAGCUGUCCUACGACUACAAGUUCGACAUCGAGGACGAUGCGCACAAGAUAUCGUGCAUGUGCGGUGCACCGAACUGCAAGAAAUGGAUGAACUAAGCUGUUACGCAUCCCGGAGAAAAACAUAAAGCACCAGCCAAAUGCCAGAGCGACGCGCAGUGGUGGUGGCCGUCGUUCGUGCAUUUUCUUCACACCAUUGUUACCUCGACAUCCAAUGCAGUUGUAAAAUGUAGAUUAGUGUUAUGUGCGGGUGGGAAAAGCGGUUGUUCCGUCACCUUAGGUAUAUAUAUUGUUCCGCACGUUAUAAGGCUCUUUUAAUUGCUAGUGGUUAACUACAGGGUUUCGGUAUUGAUUAGGUUUAGCCUUUUUUUUCUUUGAGUAUUAAGCUUAGAUGUUUUAGAUUCUCUUUCCUUUUUUUAACUAUUUAAGUUGUACUACUCCGGGCUUAAGCACUCUUAAUUUCAUGCUUUAUUUAGAGGCGAAAAGUUAGACGAUACACACAAGGCUCUGACAAAUUACAAGCGUAGGGUUGCAGCAAUACUGUAAAAAACAAAAACAAACAAAAACACACAGCAAAACAUAAUUCUAAGUAGUAACAACCUACCUGGUAAGCGUAUGUGUAAUUAUCUGUAUGUUUUCAAUUUUUAUAACUCAUUUGUUAAUUGUGCGAGCUAGGAAAAAAGGAGCUAAUGACAUGUGUGGUGGUUAAAAGGGAGCGCGCGUUAGUGUUAUGUUGCACCGGACCGUUGUAGUGGGGACGAUACGCACGGCUUUUAGAAAGGCGGCGUCGAGUUCUGUGUGUAGUUAGUGUUUUAGUGUAUUAUAGUGCGCGCUCUGCCCGCACCGAAAACCCCCUCCCGUUUGGCGCGAUACGAUAAGUGAGUAGAACAAUAAGGUGAUAGUUAAUUAGAUGGCAAAGAAAACGGGGAAAGCAGUUAUAUUUUAAAUGACCACGUUACACAGCGUUACACGCACGGUUUAACGGAUUACAUCUUGACCCUUCCCCCCUCUUGUCGGGUGAAUCGAUGAGAGACAAGCAAACGUUAGGAUCAAAGGUAUAUACACACUCAUUACGGCAAACAAAUAUAUAUACACGGGCGCGCGCGCGCGCG